Molecule: messenger RNA, 724 nt
Organism: Temnothorax curvispinosus
Lineage: Eukaryota; Metazoa; Arthropoda; Insecta; Hymenoptera; Formicidae
Exons: 2
Coding region: 293-703 (136 amino acids)
Source: RefSeq, a predicted model, not a curated record
ACAGCAGGGAGAUUUCUCUCUCCUUAGGUGCACAUAAUCAAGGAAUGUCUCUCUUUUUCGUUGUUUUUCAUGGAACACCCGGGAGUCGCGGGACGCGGGGGACCCUUUCGGUGCCCUUUGGACACUUGCGUCAUCAUUGUCAUCAAAUCAAAGAAGAAGGCCUUUAGACACUAACGAUAGUUGUGAAUGGUUGUUUCUUUUCGUAUCACCAGGGUGAUACGAAAGGAAGGUGACGGAUAACGUUUUUUUCUGCAUCUCUCACACCAGCUAAGACCGAUAAGAUCCGGACAUUAUGAGGGCAAUAUAUCUUUUAGCCCUUAUCGCCGUCAUUGCGAUACUCCCUGAGAGCGGAGUAUAUGCACGCAAGCCCUCCAGGCAGACGGAUGAUCAGAAUGUCAAAAGUGAGAAAGCGGCGUCAUCCAUAAACGAGUCGCAUCCACUUCCAAGUCGGAAAUGGAUUUCAGCCUGGGGGAUCAUCGCGCUAAUCAUAGGCAUCAUCGUACUCAGUACGAUCACUUACUACGCUUUCCUACUGUACCCAUAUUUAUGCAAGAAAGAGGCGGCCUACGACAUCAUAGAGUUAACGGAAGUUAAUUCUGUGUGCACUGUUAGCGAUAAUGUUAACAACGUGCCGCACAUGAGAGUAUAUUGCGACUCGAACGACUCAAACAACGUAUCAAAUGACGCAUCGUUGAAUCAAUGAGAGUAAGCCUAAAAUGAUAAA